AUGGCUGACGAGCAGACCUUCGGGAGCGUUUCGCUCAUCGCCGGUGGGAUCACCUCGCAGGGUGCCCUGCGCUUGGGCGCCGACAAGGUUGAGUGGAAGAAGGCGGGCGGCGGGCGGUCCGUCGCGAUCGCCAAGGCUGACGUCGGGGAGGUGACCUACAGCCAGAUCCCCGGCGGGGUCACGCUCACGGUCCGGUCCAAGGGGACGGCGCCCGCGAUGCGUAUGAAGGGCUUCCGCGGCUCCGACAUGGCCACCGUCAAGGAGGCCAUGAAGGCGCUGUACGACGUGGACGUCGUCAAGCGCGAUAUGCAGGUCAUCGGGCGCAACUGGGGGCAGAUCGAGGUGGAUCAGGCUGGCGCAAUCACCUUCGACGUCGAGGGUAAGCGCCAGUUCGAGAUCUCCUCCAAGGACGUCGCCGCCGUCGCGAUGCCCACGAAGCACGAGGUCAUGCUGGAGUUUCACAUGGACGACGCCGUCAUGAACGCCAGCAAGGACGCCAUGGUCGAGAUGUCCUUCUACGUCCCGCCCACGAACAAGACGUGGGGCGUCGACGGAUGGGGCACGGACGAUCACGACCCGGACGACACCGGCGCCAAGCGCCUGUCCGACCGCCUGAUGGAGGUGUGCGACGUGGACACCGCCACCGGCGACGCCAUCGCGGAGUUCGACUCCGUCUCCCUCGUCGCGCCCCGCGGCAAGGUUGGCAUCGAGCUCUUCGCCAACCACCUGCGGCUCAACGGCAACGCGGUGGACUUUAAGAUCCAGCACUCGAGCAUCCAGCGCCUCUUCCUGCUGCCCAAGCCCACGAACGCGCAGACGUACGCCAUCCUCCACCUGGACCCGCCCAUCCGCAAGGGCCAGACCUUCUACCCGCACAUCGUCGCGGUGUUCAACGCCAACGAGGAGCUCGAGGUGGAGCCGCUCAUGGACGCGGCUCUCAAGGAGAAGCUCGGCGACGCCGUGGAGGAUUCCUACGACGGUCCCUCGUCGGAGGUUUUCAUCAGGCUGCUCAAGGCGGUGGCCGGGGUGAAGCUCACGCGGCAGGGCACUUUCGCGUCCCCGGCGGGCGGGCACGCCGUCAAGGCGAGCAACAAGGCUGAGGUGGGCCACCUCUACCCGCUGGAGAAGUCCUUCUUCUACCUCCCCAAACCACCGAUGCUCCUCCCGUACGCGGAGGUGACGGAGAUUGAGUUUGAGAGGCACGCGGGGGCGGGCCCGACGACGCAGCGCACGUUCGACAUGGCCGUCUCCAUGCGCAACGGCGCCGUGCACCAGUUCCACUCCAUCCCCAAGAGCGAGUUCCAGAACCUCGUCUCCUUCCUCACCGCCAAGAAGCUCAAGAUUGUAAACGUCGACGCUCAGGCUCGGGCGGAUGCCAUCAUCGACGGCGCCGACAGCGACAGCGAUCGCGACCACCACGCCGCGCGGCUCAAGGCUAAGGUCAAGAAGAGGGAACUCGACGAGGACGGCUUCGGCGGGAGCGAUUCCGAGGAGGACGAGGACUUUAACGCCGGUUCGGAGUCUGACGACGGCGAGCCCACGGAUUCUUCGGGCAGCGAGGGAAGCGAGUCCGAGGAGGAGGCUCGGCCGAAGAAGAAGACCAAAUCGAAGGCGAAGGCGAAGGCGAAGGCGAAGAAGGACCCGAACGAGCCGAAGCGCCCGCUGUCCGCGUUCAUGAUCUUCAGCAAGGAGACCCGCGGCGACGUGCUGGAGAAGAACCCCGACUUUGCGCUCGGCGACGUGGGCAAGGAGUUGGGCCGGCGAUGGCGCGAGAUCGACCCCGAGCUGAAGAAGGAGUUUGAGGCCAAGGCGGCGGACGCCAAGGUGGCGUACGAGGCGGCCAUGAAGGAGUACAAGGCGGGGAAGAAGGCGACGGUGGUGGACGACGACGACGAGGAGGAGGAGGAGGAGAGCGACGGCGGAUCCGACUGAGAGGUAGCACCCUCGACUUGUUAAAAACAACAACCGUCUGUCAGUU
Micromonas commoda is the source of this 1978-nucleotide messenger RNA. RefSeq names its product histone chaperone. The record is from RefSeq and is a predicted model, not a curated record. NCBI's taxonomy places the organism in Eukaryota, Viridiplantae, Chlorophyta, Mamiellophyceae, Mamiellales, Mamiellaceae. Bases 1 to 1932 code for a protein of 643 amino acids. The transcript has a single exon. Gene Ontology annotation, cellular component: FACT complex; nucleus. Gene Ontology annotation, molecular function: nucleosome binding; histone binding; DNA binding.